UUUAAUAUUGAACAACUUUAAAUAAAUAUUUUAAAUAAAUAUUCAAAUAUUGAGCCGUUUAAAAAAAAACGUUAUGAAGUACGAAACAUCUUUACUGUAUGUCUUAUCAAGAAAGCAAUUAUAACUACGUUUUAAGAAAUAUGCGAACGCCUUAUCUGUAAUUGAUGAAAAUUACAAAAGUACAAAGUAAGGAAAAGAAGAAGAGAUGGAAAAAAACGUUUGUAGAUUCCACCACUAAUAAUCGUAGUGUCAGCUUGUCUCUAUCGUCAAAUGCCUUGACGUCGGAUCCUUCGCUCAAUAUCUUUUAUUAUUCAGCAAUGAAUUUUCGUUUUUGCCUGGUUGCGUCCAUUUUGAUCCUUGAUGUGAUCUCCAUUCGGUCCACCGCUUGCAAUACGACAAAGGAAACAAAAAUUGUAAUUGUUGGAGCGGGUGCAGCUGGCAUUGCUGCUGCCUCGAGGCUGUCGCAGAGAGGAGUGAAUGAUUUUGUGAUACUGGAGGCCAACGAUAGAAUCGGUGGCAGAAUAUAUACCAAAGAUUUUGGUGAAAAUGUGGUAGAUCUCGGAGCUCAAUGGGUCCAUGGACAAAUUGGAAACGUGGUGUUCGAACUUGCCUCCAAACAUAAUCUGCUGAGUUCAUUCGCAGUUCAGCGAGAUUUCAGCAAACAGGAAUUUGUCACUAUUAAUGGUGAAAUAAUGCCCCGCGAGGAUAACAUCAAAAUUCUAACAAUUUUUGAAAAUAUCCUCGAUAAAUUAAAUCAGACAGAAUUCAAAGAGGAAAGAAAAUCUUUAGGAGAUAACUUCAUACGAGAAUAUUAUAAAAUUUUUAAUGAAACUUUUGAUGGAAAACCUUUUAUUAUGAAUCGUUCUCGAGCUGAUGAAUAUCUAUCUUGGGCGGAAAAGUGGCAAAACUCUGAAGAUGGCAGCGACACAUGGUUUGACGUUUCUGCGAAGCGUUGGACAGAAUAUUGGGAUUGCGAGGGCGAUCAAUUGUUAGGUUGGAAGGAGCGUGGUUAUAGAACAAUUUUUGAUCUGCUAUUGCAAAAGAUUCCGAAUGUAGAGGAAUGUUUGCCAGUGAUGGAAAAGAUAGAGUUCGGAAAAAUUGUGGCAACUAUCAAUUAUAGUUCAGGCGAGAAUGUGACGGUAAUUACCAGGGACGGCUGCAAGUAUUCGGCAUUGCAUGUUAUAUUCACUGGAUCUCUAGGUGUUCUAAAGGAGAAACAUGCCUCGAUAUUCGUACCAUCUUUGUCGCAGAAGAAACAACGUGCAAUAGAGGGAUUAAGUAUUGGAACGGUGAACAAAGUUUAUCUUGAAUAUCCGCAUAGAUGCGCUGGAGAAGCUACACAUGAUCAUUAUUAUUCCACUGUGCAUGGUGCCGUGGAAACUGGUUUCCGCGAAGCGGACAGACUGAUCGAUUUUGAAAGGCAAUUAAAUUCCCACCUUUAACUACGGUUUCUUACACCUGCGUCCUUAUAAUGAACGGAUUAUGGAAAACCAGAAAUAUGUUUGCAAUUUUCAAUGUUUGCAACAAGCGAACAGGAGAAUAUAUAUUUAAGAUAUAACUAUUAGGUACUUGU
Wasmannia auropunctata (little fire ant) is the source of this 1573-nucleotide messenger RNA. RefSeq names its product polyamine oxidase-like. Lineage: Eukaryota; Metazoa; Arthropoda; Insecta; Hymenoptera; Formicidae. The record is from RefSeq and is a predicted model, not a curated record. Bases 165 to 1442 code for a protein of 425 amino acids. Gene Ontology annotation, molecular function: polyamine oxidase activity. The transcript has 8 exons.